This is a messenger RNA of Ornithodoros turicata, 3214 nucleotides long. RefSeq names its product sperm-associated antigen 5-like. The transcript is spliced from 12 exons. Gene Ontology annotation, biological process: regulation of attachment of spindle microtubules to kinetochore; cell division. The coding region runs from base 236 to 2827 and encodes 863 amino acids. Lineage: Eukaryota; Metazoa; Arthropoda; Arachnida; Ixodida; Argasidae. The record is from RefSeq and is a predicted model, not a curated record.
AAACACUUCGAUGGCGCCUUCGCCAGGUGUUGUGUGGAAGAAAGCAGCGGUGGGAAAUAUUGUGUAGAUCCUUGAACCUCAUUGUGCGUCGCAUGUGUCGUGCAAGUGCCGGCGUGUGGAUUUUACUUCUGCAACAGCUUUAUCCCCUGUGCUAACACGGUCUCAAGACACCUUGCUUCAGACAUCGACGACGAUGCAAUGACACCUGGCUAGGCCCAGGCAACUGCCUCCUGUCAUGGCGGAGCAGACGCGACCAGCCGCGCGGGGCUCGUCCACCUUGGUGAGGUCGAAGAGCCUUCGUCUUCCCACCACCAGGAAGCAGUCUGAGCAACAGAGCGGCUCCUCGACCCUCACUCGCCAUGGUAGCAUGCGCCUGCAUAGAGGAGGAUCCACGUCGGCCAACCCUCCGACCAUGAGUGCAUCUUACCACGGUCAACUUACCAAAGCCCCGGAUCCGGCCCCAGACCCAGCGACGAAGAAGACGUCGUCUGCUCUGUCUGCUCUGCGGAGGCCGUUCCAGAGGUUCAGGGCGGGAUCGGCGACGGAGAAGAAAGAUGGGCUUCCGAAGGCCAUGAGCGUGUCCGUCCAUGGAGACCUCAUGGGUUGUGCAGGCGGGGAUGGGACGGCGAAAGCUCCCGAAGAAGACUGGAGAAGACAUUUCAAGAGGCUCAUGCAGGAACAUGAAAAGCUGCAGAUGAAGUAUGCAAGGCUACGAAACCAACUGUUAGAAAGGGAAGCCUUGCAUGCGCAACUGAAGCCCCCACCUGCCCCCGCCUCUCGAGACUUAGCCACCAUUCCCGAAGACGACGGGGAUUCUCCCGACAGCGAGCUUCCUCCCUCCCUCCAGUCGUCUCCCGCUAUUCGAGGAUAUCACGAAGAAAUCCGCAGCCUACAAGAUCAAGUUAGGAAUGUUCAAAAGAAAUAUUGGGAUCUAGUUGUAACAAAUGAAAAGUGUGCCAAGGAUGACUCAGCAGCACUUGUGGUGGACCUUCUCAAGCAGGUGGAGCAGAAACAGAUUGACCUGGCAUGUGCGAAUACCCGCAUUGAGAAGCUGGAAGAGGAACUGUGCCAGCUGAAGCGUGAGGUGGCCACUUGCCACGACGCCCUCCACGACUACCAGCUUGAAAUGGAGUAUCAGCAGGCGUUGCACAUAUCGUUGCAUUCGCAGCUGGAAGACAAAGAUGCACAGCUUGCUGAUGCUCACGAGAGUGCGGAAUUCCUGCAGGCAGAAAUAUCCACCUUGUCAGAAGCACACCAGGAGUCUGAGCAGGCUAGGAAGGCUUUGGAACAGGACCUGCAACAUUAUGCGGAGGGAACACGCGACCUCUAUGAACGGUGCCAAAAAUUGUACCACAAGGUUCAAGAGAAAAAAAUCAAGAUACUGCAGCUGCGGGCAGAGAUUGAGUCUCACAACCAGACCCACGACAUGCUGGUCACACAAGGAGCGGAAAUGAACACGGCAGCAUCUUCGCUGACGCAGAUUUCUCUGAAGCUGCACUCUUUUCUGAAGAUGAGUGCGGUGUUUGCGACAGCACAGCUUCAGCUGGAUAGUGAGGUCCUCGACGAAAUAAUGGAUGACUGUGAUAUCCUCGAAGAACCGGUCUCGUCUUCAAGCUCUACGCCGUCCUCCUUGGGCCCCUUACGGCCCAAAGAACUGUCCAAUGGCAUAAUUCGCUCGUCCUCACUAGAACCACUGUACGCCACCAAGAUCAACGGAGAAUCCAACUCCAACUCUAGCUACUCCACGCCAAUCAGUGAGCUUCCGUCCCCGUCCACGAACGGAGAAUCUCUGGUCCACAUGGUCCUCCAGGCCGCGUCCCUCGUCCAGCCCAGGAAAGACCACAAGGAGGCGGAAGAGGUCGAGGAGGAACCUCGCGGAGUUCCCGAUUCGACCGCGCCGCCCCACGUCCCGCAAAACAACGGGGCGGCGGUCGAAGCCGCCGCGGAGAAGAACGGCGUGACAACAACAGAGGUCCACAGAGCGCCGGAAGUGGGCAAGCCGGUGGGGACGGUACCCCCAUUCCGCACGGUGUCCACGGACGUCAACGGGCACCACAGGGACGUCCCGAAGCACGGCUGUCUCGACAGCCUGGUCGCGGAGCUGACCACCCUGUCGGGGAAACUGCUCCGCAUCCAUUCCAUGUUGCACUCUCGGGUACAGGACCGCAUGAGGAUGUCGCAAGAGCAAAUAGAUGAGCUAAAAAAGAACCUGGACACCAUUUGUCAGAAAAAUGUCGAUUCCAUACAAGAGUCAACAUUCCUGAAACAGCAACUUGAUCAGGCGCUCUCACGUGUCAGUAACCUGGAAGAGAAGCUUCAGUCAGUUCAUGAGAGCUACAGAAAAGAAAUUGAGAUUUUGUUCCAACAAAUUGAGGACCUGAAAGAGAAGAACCGGUGCCUCAUGGCAGUGAACCAAGAACAGGCAAGGCAACUCAAAGAGGAGCUGCUUAGCCUAAGGGACAACCACGGCUAUGCUCAGGAAGCAGACAUUGCCUGCGAUAAGUUUGAACUCAAACAAGAGGUUGCGAAUCUCAAAGAGGAAGCUCUCUCAAAAGACGAACAGUUCAGGAGCCUUGCAGGAAAGUUUGCCAGGUUUAAAAAAGCGUACGAGGACAACUAUCAGAGGGCGACUGAAGAUAUUGACAAGCUGGAUACCAUGAUUGAGAGAGUUAUAGAGACAUUGCAGUCUGUACCUGAGGUUACGAGCAACUGUCCUCCCUUGCAAGGACUCCUCGAGAACCUCACUGGGACCGGCUAUUCUCCAUCCAAACAGUCCCCAAUCAGGCGUCCCCCAAAGGCUACCGUGUGUCACAUGACCACCCUCUAGGUCCGCUUUAGAUUUGUCUGAUAGGUAUUAUAAGUGAAUUUUGUUGCCUGCGUGUUUUCUUUAUGUCGCCAAAAGGAGUUCUUCCAUCCAAACUGUAUUUGUAUGCUUUUUAAUAUGUUCGUGUGGGGAAGCUUGUGUUCUGAUUUACUUAGGCUAGAAGCCAAAUACUGAUGCUUCUUCCCAGCUUUUGUAUAGGUGAGCAUCUACUAUGUACUAUAAACUAUAAAGCAAGGAACUAACAGGUAUCUACUGUUAGACCAAAAACCAUUACCCCAGAAGCAGAAAGAGUGACAUGAUUCUAAUAUGCAUGCCUUGUAUGCAGAUGUUGCUGCAGCGAAUGCUAACAGUGCAUGAAUACAAUGCACGACAGUGAUUGUCUAAUCUCUA